Molecule: messenger RNA, 4782 nt
Organism: Budorcas taxicolor (takin)
Lineage: Eukaryota; Metazoa; Chordata; Mammalia; Artiodactyla; Bovidae
Gene: EEA1
Product: early endosome antigen 1
Exons: 30
Coding region: 1-4782 (1593 amino acids)
Biological process (GO): endocytosis
Cellular component (GO): early endosome
Molecular function (GO): 1-phosphatidylinositol binding; metal ion binding
Source: RefSeq, a predicted model, not a curated record
AUGGUACGAGUGGAUGCUUUGGCUAAUUUUACUCAACAGGCAUUACAAGAUUCUCAAAAAGCUAUUUCAGCUCUUAAUGCUAAACAAGGACAAAUUAGAAAGGUGGUCUUACAAAACAGAUUGGCUUUAGAUAUUCUGACAGCUGCACGAGGAGGAACUUGUGCCAUUAUUCAAACCCAGUGCUGUACAUAUAUACCUGAUACAAGCACUAAUGUUACUCAUUUUACUAAACAUAUGAACAAGAUGAUUGAGGCUGUGGAUACUCCUGAGGCCUCAGUUGCCUCACUUUGGGAGACGUUAACUAGUUCCCCAUGGUGGAAAACUAUCUUAAUUACAAUAAUUCUGAUUGUUCUAUUUUUGCUGUUUGCUCCCUUCAUCUGCAGCUGUCUUAUGAGUAUAUUGUUGACAUUUCCUUUGAUUUUCCACCUCUUUCUGCUUGUGUUUCAGACUCCUGGGAGAGUUGGCUCUCAAGGUUCAGAUUUAGAUUCAUCAGCAGCUCCUGUAAACACAGUGGAUGUCAAUCAUGAAAGCUCUUCAGAGGGUUUCAUCUGUCCGUUAUGUAUGAAAAGAUGUAUAACUGCUAUUGAUUUGUCGGAGCAUUACCAGAAAGUGCACGCUGAAAAUGAGACAAGAGGACAGGAACUUCUUAAUGACUCCAGUGUUACUGGUUUCAUAUGUCCACAGUGUAUGAAAUCUCUUGGAUCUGCUGAUGAACUUUUCAAACACUAUGAGGCAGUCCAUGAUGCUGGUAAUGACUCAAGUCACGGAGGAGAAGCUUUGGCUCUGAAGCGAGAUGAUAUAACACUACUCAGACAAGAGGUCCAAGACCUACAGGCUUCACUUAAGGAAGAAAAAUGGUACUCAGAAGAAUUAAAGAAAGAAUUAGAAAAAUUUCAAGGGCUGCAGCAACAAGAGUCCAAACCUGAUGGAUUAGUGGCUGAUUCAUCAGCAGAACUACAGUCUUUGGAACAACAAUUAGAAGAAGCCCAUACAGAAAAUUUUAAUAUUAAGCAAAUGAAAGAUUUGUUUGAACAGAAAGCAGCCCAACUUGCCACUGAAAUUGCAGAUAUAAAGUCAAAAUAUGAUGAAGAAAGGAGUCUUAGAGAAGCUGCUGAACAGCAAGUGACACAUCUAACAGAAGAAUUAAACAAAGAAGCAGGUGUGAUUCAAGAUCUAAAGACUGAACUGCUUCAGAGACCUGGAAUAGAAGAUGUUGCUGUGUUAAAGAAAGAACUGGUCCAAGUUCAAACACUAAUGGAUAACAUGACCUUGGAACGUGAGAGAGAAUCUGAAAAACUCAAAGAUGAGUGCAAAAAGUUACAAACAGAAUAUACUAACUCAGAGGCCAUAAUAAGCCAGCUGAGGAGUGAACUUGCCAAAGGCCCCCAGGAAGUUGCUGUGUAUGUGCAGGAACUACAAAAACUUAAAAGUUCAGUUAAUGAAUUAACACAAGAAAAUCAGAACUUGACUGAAAAGUUGCAGAAGAAAGAAAUGGACUAUACUCAGUUAGAAGAGAAACAUAAUGAAGAAUGUUUGAGUAAAAAGAAUAUACAAGCAAGCCUUCAUCAAAAAGACCUGGAUUGUCAACAGCUUCAGUCAAGGUUAUCUGCAUCUGAAACCUCACUGCAGAGAAUACAGGCAGAACUAGGUGAAAAGGGAGAAGCUACUCAAAAGCUCAAAGAAGAAUUAUCAGAAGUGGAGACCAAGUACCAGCAUCUUAAGGCAGAGUUUAAACAGCUACAACAACAGAGAGAAGAAAAGGAUCAGCAUGGGUUACAACUGCAAAGUGAAAUCAAUCAAUUACAUAGCAAACUUCUGGAGACAGAGCGCCAACUAGGAGAAGCUCAUGGAAGGCUGAAGGAACAGAGACAGCUUUCAAGUGAAAAGUUGAUGGAUAAAGAACAACAAGUGGCUGAUCUACAACUCAAACUUUCUCGUUUAGAAGAAGAGUUGAAAGAAAAAGUAACCAAUUCCACAGAAUUGCAGCAUCAGUUAGAUAAAACAAAGCAACAGCAUCAAGAACAACAAGCUCUUCAACAAAGCACUACGGCAAAACUUCGAGAAGCUCAGAAUGAUUUGGAACAAGUACUACGUCAAAUUGGUGAUAAGGACCAGAAGAUCCAGAACCUUGAAGCCUUAUUACAGAAGAGCAAAGAAAAUAUUUCUUUACUAGAAAAGGAGAGAGAAGAUCUUUAUGCAAAAAUUCAGGCUGGUGAGGGAGAGACUGCUGUUCUUAACCAAUUACAAGAAAAAAACCAUACAUUACAAGAACAAGUAACUCAGCUAACAGAGAAGCUGAAGAAUCAGUCAGAAAGCCAUAAGCAAGCCCAGGAGAAUUUGCAUGACCAGGUGCAGGAGCAGAAGGCACAUCUUAGAGCUGCACAAGACCGUGUCCUUUCCCUAGAAUCCAGCGUCAGUGAAUUAAAUAGUCAGUUAAAUGAAAGCAAGGAGAAGGUUUCCCAGCUUGAUAUACAGGUUAAAGCCAAAACUGAAUUAUUGCUAUCAGCAGAAGCAGCAAAAACUGCUCAAAGAGCAGAUCUUCAGAAUCAUUUGGACACAGCCCAAAAUGCAUUACAAGAUAAACAGCAGGAGUUAAAUAAGAUCACUACUCAGUUGGAUCAGGUCACUGCAAAGUUGCAGGAGAAGCAAGAGCAUUGCAGUCAGCUGGACAGUCAUCUUAAAGCAUGUAAAGAGAAGAAUCUGUCUUUAGAACAGAAAACUGAAGAAUUGGAAGGUCAAAUCAAGAAACUAGAAGCUGAUAUGCUUGAAGUUAAAGCAAGCAAGGAGCAAGCUUUGCAGGGUCUACAACAACAGAGACAGCUGAACACAGAUUUAGAGCUUCGAGCCACAGAAUUGAGUAAACAACUUGAAAUGGAGAAAGAAACAGUAUAUAAUACAAAGUUGGAUCUACAGAAGAAAUCUGAAGCGCUUGAAAAUACUAAGCAAAUGCUUACCAAGCAAGAAGAAGAAAAAACAAUCCUUAAACAAGAAAUUGAAAAUUUAAAUCAAGAUGCAAAGAUGCAGCACAAGGAACUGAAUGACAGGAUUCAAACAGCCGUAACAGAACUACAAAAAGUGAAGAUGGAGAAAGAAUCUCUAGUAGCAGAGCUUUCUGCAACAAAAGAGAAAUUAUCAAAAGUUUCUGAUUCUUUGAAGAACUCCAAAAGUGAAUUUGAAAAAGAAAAUCAGAAGGGAAAAGCUGUUAUAUUAGAUCUGGAGAAAACCUGCAAAGAAUUAAAACAUCAGCUUCAAGUACAGACAGAAAGCCUGCACAAGGAACAGAAUGAAAUGAAAAAGUCACUUGAAAAAGAAAAGGAGACUUCUCAUCAGUUGAAGUUGGAGCUCAGUUCCAUGCAGGGACAAGUCAUACAGGCCCAGAAUAGCUUAAAACAAAAGGAAAAAGAAGAACAACAGCUUCAGAGUAACAUAAAUGAGCUAAAGCAUUUGACUGAACAGAAGAGAAAGCAAAUUGAAACACUCCAAGGAGAAGUUAAAAUUGCUGUUUCACAGAAGACAGAACUUGAGAAUAAACUACAGCACCAGUCAGUGCAAGCGGCACAGGAACUUGCAGCAGAGAAACAAAAAAUGUCAGUGUUACAAAACACCUGUGAAAAAAGUCAGGAAGAUCUGAAACAGCUUCAGUCUGAUUUCUAUGGGAAGGAAUCUGAACUACUUGCCACAAGGCAGGAUCUUAAGUCUGUAGAAGAGAAGCUUUCUCUAGCACAGGAGGAUUUGAUAUCAAACAGAAAUCAAAUUGGAAACCAAAAUAAAUUGAUUCAAGAACUGAAGACCACCAAGACUACUUUGGAGCAAGAUUUAGCAAAGAGCGAACAGCAGUUGAAGGAACAGAAUAAAGCACUACAAGAUAUGCAAAAAGAAAAGUCACUAAAAGAAAAAGAACUAGUAAAUGAAAAAUCUAAAUUGGCAGAGACAGAGGAAAUUAAGUGUAGACAAGAAAAAGAAAUUGCUAAAUUGAGUGAAGAACUCAAGUCUCACAAGCAGGAAAGCAUAAAGGAAAUAACAAAUCUCAAGGAUGCCAAACAGCUGUUGAUUCAGCAGAAAUUAGAGCUUCAAGGGAAAGUAGAUUCCCUGAAGGCAACCCUUGAACAGGAGAAGAAAACCCAGCAAAUGCUAAAAGAGCAGAUGAAAAAGGAAGAAGAUGAGCUGAAGAAAGAGUUUAUGGAAAAGGAAGCUAAACUGCAUUCCGAAAUAAAAGAAAAAGAAGUAGGAAUGAAGAAACAUGAAGAAAAUGGGGCUAAACUUACCAUGCAGAUCACAGCAUUAAAUGAGAACUUGGGCACCAUAAAGAAAGAGUGGCAGUCCAGUCAACGGAGAGUCAGUGAACUCGAGAAACAGACGGACGACUUACGGGGUGAAAUUGCAGUACUGGAAGCAACAGUUCAGAAUAACCAAGAUGAAAGGAGAGCACUACUGGAAAGGUGUCUUAAAGGAGAAGGUGAAAUAGAAAAGCUUCAAACCAAAGUACUAGAAUUGCAAAGAAAGCUGGAUAAUACAACUGCAGCAGUGCAGGAGCUAGGCAGAGAGAAUCAGUCCCUUCAGAUCAAACAUACACAAGCGUUGACUAGAAAGUGGGCUGAAGACAGUGAAGUACAAAACUGUAUGGCCUGUGGGAAAGGCUUUUCCGUAACAGUGAGACGGCAUCACUGCAGACAGUGUGGAAAUAUCUUCUGUGCUGAGUGUUCAGCCAAAAAUGCCUUAACUCCUUCUUCCAAGAAGCCUGUUCGUGUCUGUGAUGGAUGUUUCAAUGACUUGCAAGGAUAA